Acanthosepion pharaonis is the source of this 2190-nucleotide messenger RNA. NCBI's taxonomy places the organism in Eukaryota, Metazoa, Mollusca, Cephalopoda, Sepiida, Sepiidae. The record is from the annotation of a GenBank genome assembly.
AUGUUAUCUUUUCUUUACACAACAACGGUCGCCAUUUUGUUGGCACUAAACUACCAGGCUACUGGCUCGAACAUUCCACAGAUGCCCAGAAUUUAUGACUACGGCGGCCUGUUCGCUCAAAACAGAUGCCUGUUAAAAUCCGUCUCUGAUGUUACCUGUUAUCUAGAGUGGACUGUAAGUGAUGGCUGGAUUAAGAAAAACUGUCCCUCAGGUACGAAGUUCAUUGAAAAUGCUUGUCAGUGCUUAGCAGUUCCAGAAUUCUAUGGCGGGUAUUCAGUCCAGAACAACGAAGCGGAAAGCGCGACACCGUCAUCAAAACAAAUUGAUCUUCGACCGGCUGUUUGUCAGCUGAAAGCCACCGAGAACCGUGCUACUUAUUUAGAAUCGGUUGAAGGGCGUGGUUUCAUAACUAGGACCUGUCCCAAAGGAACGGCUUUUAAUUCCCAAGAAUGCGGCUGCACAACGAUUGUAUCGGAAUCGAGCGAUAGCGAAAUUGAUGACGACGACAGCGACGAGGAAACAAGCCCUGUCGUUGUGAAAGCAACUAAAGUAGCGCCAACCAAAGAGGUCGUUUCGCAAAAGAAGGUUUACAACAGCAAUGUCGCCUGUAACAAAAAAUCAGCCGAGAAGAACACCUUUUAUAUGGAACUUGUUCAUGGUCACGGAUGGUUGACCAGACCCUGUCCAGUGGGUACCGUUUUUAAUACUGCUGAAUGCGAAUGUAUAAAAGAAUCAGUUGCUGCAAAGAGUACCAGCGAGAGCCCUAAGGCAGGUUCCGCUAACCAGGAGACCGGAAGCCAGCAAGAAACGCCAGGAAGAGUCGAGCAGAAGAAAACGGUUCCGGAUGCUGGACGAGUUUGCACGAGGAUCACCGAUGUUCAUAAAGGCUUUUAUGUGCAGCUGAUUGCGGGAAGAAAGUGGGUUCGCGUUGCCUGUGCCGACGGAACUAUUUUCAGCGCGCUGCACUGCCGGUGUAUCGAGAUUUUCAGAACGACACAGAGGGUGGGCGAUUCUAGAAGCUCAGAAGAAUCUGACAGCUCAGAAGAAACAGACGGAAUAAAAACCACCCCCGAAAUCUGCAAGAUGAAAGCUGAUAAUGUAAACAAUCGCUAUCAAGAACUCGUUGAAGGAUAUGGCUGGAUAAGCCGACCGUGUCCCGAAGGCACUACUUUCAGUGUUAAAGCUUGCCGGUGUACACUCACUGCUCCGGGAAUUGGCGUUAAGCCGACGCAACCAGCAGUCCCGACAACGCAACCUAAAUCCACAACAACGACUGCUCCCUGCACGCGAAAACCAAGUCACACCAAAACUCUUUACCUCCAGAUGGUGUCAGAUGGACAGUGGGUUCUUAUGAAGUGUGCUAAAGGUACAGUGUAUAGUGCGCAAAUUUGUGGUUGCGUCUUACCUAUUGGUGGGAAAGUUUCGAGUGCCGAUAGCGGCGAAGAUUCCAGUGUGGACAGCGACGAAGAUUCCGGCUUAGAUCAUUCAAAUGUCGAUAGCAGCGAAGAAGAGCUCACAGCUGAACCUGAAACCGCGUCUGACAAGGAAAUCGUUUGCAAUAAAAGACCAGCAGACCAAAUCACAAGUUACCAAGAACUCGUUCAAGGUUUCGGUUGGAUAACCCGCGACUGCGCCAUAGGUACCAGAUUCGAUCCUACCACCUGUACUUGUUCGACAGCCCAUCCCAUCAAAAUGGGAAGCGGUAGCAAAGUCACCGCCUCUCCUAAAAUUAGCACUGCCCAGAAAGAAGAAAAACCGUGCGAAUCCGUCAAUACAUUACCGGUCAAGAUCGAAGGAGAUCAGAUUCCUGUUAAGUCUUUAUGUUUGAAAAAGCCCUCUGUGAACCCGCGAUUUUAUUUGGAGCUAUCCGGAAACUCGAUGUGGAUUAAUAGGUUGUGCCCAACAGGUACGGCUUUUGUAUCACAGCAAUGCCGUUGCUCACCGGUCAGCAUUUUCAGCCAAGAUAUUCAAGGUACAGACUCAAGCGACGAAUACGUCGAUCAACUUGGACAACGUCCCAGUGACUCGUCUCUCUUUGAAAAGAUGCUUGCGAAAAAGAUCUUUGAGCAGUCGAACAGUUUCCAACUGAAGGCCACUAACCCGUCUUUUUAUCAUCAUCCAUCAUUUACAAGAUCACCGAUGCAGCGUAAGUACGCCACCGUGAAAUAUCCCAACUAUCGAAUUUCUUAA